Messenger RNA from Gekko japonicus, 5027 nucleotides. RefSeq names its product zinc fingers and homeoboxes 3 (gene ZHX3). The coding region runs from base 350 to 3154 and encodes 934 amino acids. The transcript has 4 exons. The record is from RefSeq and is a predicted model, not a curated record. Gene Ontology annotation, cellular component: nucleus. Gene Ontology annotation, biological process: regulation of transcription by RNA polymerase II. NCBI's taxonomy places the organism in Eukaryota, Metazoa, Chordata, Lepidosauria, Squamata, Gekkonidae. Gene Ontology annotation, molecular function: DNA-binding transcription factor activity, RNA polymerase II-specific; DNA binding.
GGGCCUCGGCUACCGGCUUCCCAGGACGUUCUCCUUCGCCUCACGGGCACUGGGACCCGGCGAGCCAAAGGGGAGAAGUUGCCGUUGGAGGAGGCCUGAUUCCAGAGGGCUGCAGCUGUCAGGAUGCAUCGGUUGUAGGAUGCCUACAAGAAAAGAGAAGGAGAUGGCAAAGAAUAUAUUAAGAGACUGUUAAAGAUCUACAGAUUCAAAUUCAAUGGCAAACAGCUAUUGCAACACUUGACACCCAUGUUUCUGGGUAUCAUGGAUUUUCUGGAAUUCAGUCUGCAAAGUAUUCUCAAAAAAGUAAUGGUUUACUUGUAAGCUUCAGUCAUCUCUAUCAGUUGCAGUAAUGGCCAGCAAAAGGAAGUCCACAACGCCCUGUAUGAUACCAACAAAAACACUGGUACUGCAGGAGUCUCAGCCAGCCACUGCUGGAGUUGAUCAUGAAGGAUUUCAGCUAUCGGUUACACCUGCAGCUUCACCUGUUACUGAAACUAUUAGCAGUAAUCACAACAGUGGAACAUUGUCCAAUGGACACAGAGGUAUUGUGGAUGGGGAUACGUACAGAUGUAGGUAUUGCGAUUUUGGCUGUCAGGAUGCUAGUCGGUUUCUUGGGCACUUGGAUUCUGAGCACAUAGACUUUUGCAAAGACCCCUCCUUUGUGUGUGUGCAGUGCAGUCUCCUGGUAAAGAGCCACAAAGAGCUUUCUUGUCACAAUGCGGAGAGCCAUGCUGGGGAAACAAACUUAAUCUGUAACGUUGCGAAACAAGGCAAUCGCGUGAUUGUGGAGCAAACCAUUGGGGAUGCUGCUUCCAUUACCCAAGUCUUUUCAGGGGAUCUCCCAGAAGAAGGGCAAGACAGUCAAGCUGAAAUUAUCAUUACCAAAACGCCCAUUAUGAAAAUAAUGAAAACAAAACCUGAAGUGAAAAAAAUCCACACGCUGAAAGAAAACGUGUCUAGUCAACCAGUCAAUGAUCCAGAGAAAAAAGGAAGUGAACAGCCAUUCAACAAUGGACCUGCACCAGUGAGUCAGUCAAAUACAGUCAAAUCAACACCUAUCAUCAGUGGCUCGAUAGUAGGAAAUAUGCCUGUUUUGCAAGCAGGCAUCACCCAGCUUGUGCAACUGCAGCAGCAACCCCAGGUUCAGCAGCAACUACCCACAUCGAAAUCCCUUCCCAAAGUAAUGAUUCCCUUGAGCAGUAUCCCAACCUACAAUGCCACAAUGGACUCCAACAGCUUUCUGAAGAACUCUUUCCAUAAGUUCCCUUACCCUACCAAAGCUGAGCUUUGCUACUUGACAGUGGUGACCAAGUACCCAGAAGAGCAGCUGAAGAUCUGGUUCACAGCCCAGAGGUUGAAACAGGGUAUCAGUUGGUCACCUGAGGAGAUUGAAGAUGCACGGAAGAAAAUGUUCAACACAGUGAUUCAGUCCGUACCCCAACCCACAAUUACAGUGUUGAAUACGCCUCUAGUUGCAAGCCCUAACAGUGUUCAGCAUCUCAUUCAGGCCAGUUUGCCUGGCCAUGCCAUCAGCAAACCUGAAGGAGCUGGCGGUAUGCUGGUUACCCAACCCAUAAUAACCAAUGGACUUCAGAGUACAACCUCAUCUCUCACAAUAGCAGUAACCUCCGUUCCAAAGACCCAGACAGCUAAGCAACCAUCGGCUGUGUCAAUUUCUAGUCCUGCAUCAGCUAUGAAAGUGGUCAGUGCCUCUCAGACACAGCCCACAGCCUGCCCAAGCAUAUUUUCACAGGAAUUCCUAGACCCCAACAUAUACAAAAACAAGAAAUCUUUUGAACAGCUGUCUGCAUUAAAGACUAGCUUCUGUAGGAAUCAAUUCCCUGGCCAUGCUGAAGUUGAGCGGCUGACAAAAGUCACAGGCCUUAAUACAAAGGAUGUUCGAAAAUGGUUUAGUGAUAGGAGGUACCAUUGUAGAAAUAUAAGAGGCAGCAGAACUGUAUAUGCUGGAGAUGAUACAAUAAUCAUAGACUCAGUACCUGAAAUUACUUUCACCUCAUCUCCCAAAACAGCCUCAGAAUUACCAUCCACUGCAGCAGCAGUGCCUGUAACUCAUACCCCAACCCGUCGGCAGUCCUGGCAUCAGACCCCUGAUUUCUCCGCUACAAAAUAUAAGGAAAGGGCUCCUGAACAGCUGAAAGCCCUGGAAGGCAGCUUUGCACAAGAUCCUUUUCCUUCAGGGGAGGAAGUGGACCGUUUGAGGACUGAAACAAAAAUGACAAGGAGAGAAAUUGACAGCUGGUUUUCAGAACAGAGGAAAAGACAAGCAGUCAAAACAACAGCCCAGCAAGUAGAGGACGAUGCAGAAGAAGACUCCGUGGAAGAAGAAGACUCGUCGGAUGACUUGAAAGCUUCAAACGAAAAUGGUUCGUUGGAUGCAGUCAGUAGCGCCCAGACAUCAGGUGAGCGCAAAGUGACUCCUAUAAAAAUCAAUCUGAAGAAUCUCAAAGUGACCGAGUCGAAUGGCAAAAGUGAAUUGUUGGGCUUGAGUGUAGACAAUCAAAGAGAGAGUUCUCCUAGCAAGUCAGUUGCACCCCAGAAACCCAAACAAAGCCUUAAAAAAACAGCACAGCAAAGGCAUUUGCUUAAACAACUCUUUGUGCAGACCCAGCGGCCUACAAAUGAACAGUAUGACAAAUUGUGCUCUGAGUCAGGUCUUCCCAGGAGUGAAGUAAUCCGUUGGUUUGGGGAUAGCCGCUAUGGCUUAAAAAAUGGAAAUCUGAGAUGGUACGAGAACUACAAGCAAGGCAUCUUUCCUAAAGGCUUAGCUGACCCCAGUGAUGCCAAAGUGGAGAUCCUCCAGGACUAUUUUCAGAAGAACAAGAUGCUCUCUGAAGACAGUCUCCCGGGUUUGUGUGAGAGAACUCAGAUGACUGCCGCACAGGUCAGGCUGUGGUUUGCUGAAAGGCUGGAGGAAGAAAACAGGCCAGUUUCAGAUACUAGCAGUGAGGAUCAGUGCUCAAGCGUUGGUGAGCCACCCACCGGUCACAAAGGAGCAUCUGAUGCCUUCUCUGAGGCUUCUGAGAACAGUGAAUCCUGGGAGCCUGGGGGUCAAGAAGGCAGUUCAGAGCUUGCAGAUGGUCCUCUGCCUGCAGGAAAUCCCGAAACGGACGGAAUCGGUGCUGCCUCCCCUUGAAGGACCUGCUGUUAAAUUUUUGAAGACUCAGCAGCUAUGGGGCUGGUAGGAAUCUGUGUAGAAGGACCUGUGGAAACACUGCCGUAAUGCCAAGAACUUCCUUUCGCAAAGCACGUUUUGGGGGAGAGCAAUGACAAAGACCUUGGGGCCUUUAGACUCUAGCAUAGGAGCAGAGCCCAGCAUACUAUGCAGAAGAUCCUUUUCUCUCCUCUCUGUCAUAGGGCCUUCUGUUUUGCUUUCCAUGGGACUUUCCCCCCCUUCAAACUUCAUAUCCAUCAUAGUCAAAUUUUCUAAAUUACCAACCAGGCUUCAGAAGGAUCAUGAAUCUUGGGCAUUGUGUUAAACGUUCUCUUUUCAUAGACAAAGAACUAUCAUUUGGCACAAUAUAUUUAAGUUUUUUAAUAGUUUGUUCUCCAAAAGCUGGAUCAUUGCAUAUAUUCUCAUAUUUGGGUCUCUAGGUCUGGAAAUCAAGUAUAUUUGUGGGUGAUGAACCGUGUACAAGUUGUACACAAAACCAAUUGAAUGUCGAUCAUUGGAACCAUUUUUUUUUUUUAGGAGCAUCAUGGAAAAAACCUGCUGGGGGGGGGCACACCCAAAAGUGGCAUCAGAUAUUAUUUUGUCCUUCGUGCGAAAUAAUGUGACAUUAUCCCACCAAAUAAGAUGCACCUAUUCAACAAGUCUACAAUGUAUAUUUUUUGUAAAUCCUAACCCAGUUUUUUCCAAUUAUACAAAGCAAAAAAUUAUUCUUACUAAGGCUACUGAGGGGGAAAAAAAUGCAGGCUCUGAAGUAAUUGUGAUUAGGAAGUCACCUGAUUGGCCAAGUGCCACAUUUUACUUAUGAAAAUCUCCCUGUAUGGAUCAAAGCUGUUUAGAUCUUAUAUUUUUGCUGUGUUGUCAUCAUUCCAGCCAUGGAUGAGCUGGAAUAAAUUGCUGGUAGCUUUAAGCUAUAUUGCACAAUCUUACGUGCGUAUACUAGAAUCUAGAGUGAGGCCUGCAUUUUGGCUCCUUGUCGUUUUGCAAGAGUUUUAUUUAAUCAACUUAAUUUUGUAUGGAAUCUUUAAUUUAACGUGCCAGGAUUUUAUUUCUAGCAGCAAGGAAAUAUUUAUUUAAACGCAGGGAAUUGAUAGCACUAACUAAUUAGCUGUUUUACUGGGUACACAUAUAUGCUUUUGCUUAGGCCUUACGAAUCUUGUCUCAGUAUCAGAUCCCAACUUUGGAUUGCAUUGUACUGAGCAUUUUAUCUGAAGGUCCCAGGCUAUCCCCAACAUUUUUUUUGUUAAAGGACCUAAGGUAGUAGGUGCUUGGAAGGGCCUGUUUCUGACUGAGACCUUGGAGAGCCACUGCCUGUCUGAGUGGGUGUUAUUGAACUGUACGGUCUUGACAAGGCAACUUCAUAUGUUUAUGUCUUUUAUGGAAACUCUUCUGCCAAGAAGCUGAAAGAUCCUUUGUUGUUCAUUCUGUCUAGUUCUGAUAGCUCAAAAGCCUCUUGUCUUUCCAUGUUCUUCUUAAGAAGCAUCACAGCAACUCAAGUGUAUUACAUGUUGCUGUGCUUUCAAUGCUUGUGCAAAAGGUCUGUCUUCAGAUCGCUGCUAGGGCUUGAAAGCUGCAUUGACCCAAAGCAAGGAAGAGGUCUGAAUCCAAGGAUAGUUGAUGCUUAGGAGGUGUGUGCCCCAGACUGGUAGCUUAAGGGGACAGUGGUGCCUUCAGAGAACAAAUGCAGGUAAAUGUCUUGAGACAUUGUCCUCCCAGCAAUGUGAAUAUUCAUUGUAGUGAACAGGAAACAAGCCAGAGCUCCCAAAUGAAAAAGCAGCCUUGUUCACAUCAGUAGAGCUAGUACACAGUAGAGCUGUGCCCUUGCUUUACAGGGCUUUCU